AUGAAUGAAUGGCGUGAAGCGAUCAAACAAAAGUUCAAAAAUAAACGUCGUCUUCUACAAGAAACAUCAGCAAUUGUCAAAACUAAACAGGAAAAAUUUGGGAAAGGGCAAGGACGUCCUCCGAAGAAAAGUAAAGCAGAAUCGGCUGAACGUAAAAUUGAAAAGCUUAUUUAUGUCGGUGAUUUUAAUGAAUUAAAACCGCUUAUCGGUUAA
This is a messenger RNA of Didymodactylos carnosus, 213 nucleotides long. The record is from the annotation of a GenBank genome assembly. Lineage: Eukaryota; Metazoa; Rotifera; Eurotatoria; Philodinida; Philodinidae.